GGUGGGUGUGCAUGCAUGUGUUCUGCACCGUACGGGCGGAAGAAGCGCCCAAGGUCUGCAGGGAGCAUUUUUCCCGUCAGCAAAGUGGCGCAGACGGAGCUGGAGCGCAGAGAGAGCACGGAGGGGGCCGUGGACGGCAGCAGGAUGACAGUGCAGGAAUUUAACACCCUGGUCGCGCUGUACCGGGAGCAGGUCAUCUCCGUCGGGGAGAUCUCCAUCGACUGUCCGUCUCUGCGGGCUCAGAUGCACCACACGCGGUCCAAAGGAUGCUCCAUGGCCCGGGCUGCACACCAGGACCUCACCGUCAUCUCAGUUUCAGGACUCGAGGACGGGGAGAUCCACCCUGAGAUCUGUCGGCUCUUCAUCCAGCUGCAGUGCUGCCUCGAGAUGUUCAUAACAGAGAUGCUCAAAUCCAUGUGCCUGCUGGGGGUGCUGCAGCUGCACAGAAAAAGAACAGACUCUGAGCCGAGGUUGGACCUGAGGGUGGAUGAAAGCUCGGACGUUCCCAUCCUGGAAGACCGAUCUUCCUCGCCCAUAGACUUCCCGCAGGAGCAGUGGCUGGUGGGAAUGGACAUUCAGAAUAUAGAGAGCCGUUUGGUCCUGCUGCUCCAGCUCCUCAGCUGGAUAUCAGUUGGCCUGGCUUGUUUCUGUGACCGGUACCCCUGGGGAUCCUGGUCAGCCUGCAGCAAGACCUGCAACCACGGCACUCAGCACAGACACAGAAAAUUUACUUAUGAUGAUGGUUAUUUCUGGAAAAGCAGCUGCAAGCAGCUGUGUGACAAACAUGACAGCAGAGCUUGUAAUGAGCAGACCUGUCCAAUCAACUGCCUGCUGACAGAAUUUGGGCCUUGGUCCGACUGCUCUCCCUGCGCCAAGAAACAGUUACGGACGCGGUCUGUCCAGAGGCCGUCCCAGUUUGGUGGCUCGGCCUGCAGCAUGGAGCUGACAGAGGAGAGACCCUGUCACCCCUCCACAGAGUGCAAGUUACCACCCAUCGACUGCAAAGGCGACUUCAAGUGUGAUAAUGGACGCUGCAUCAACUCAACACUAACAUGCAACAGACAAAACGACUGUGGAGAUAACACUGAUGAGAAGGACUGUGGUGAUUUCAAGAUAGUGUGUCCAGCGGAGAAGAGAGUGGCCCCCGGGGCUGACCUGGUGGGAAAUGGGUUUGAUGCUCUGGCAGAGGUGCCAAGGGGAGCUGUACUGGACAACAUGUUUAUGGGAGGAAGCUGCAUUAUCAGAAGGCCGCAGUCCACGCUGCUCUACCACCGAAUCCCCCACAACUUUGAGAGCUUUGACAUUAAGGUUGGACAGGUGGAGGACUUCAGCACCGAUCCCCAGCCGCUGGAAACUGAGUCAAUCAACGUUAAUCCGACCAGUUCUCCUGGAACCAGCCAACAAGAUGGACAUGAACAAGUCCUUUUCUUCCCCAUCCCUUUCCACCCCUUAUUCUUCUACAGAAGGACCUACAUGACUCAAAUCAGCUCCAACAAGGCGGCUUUUGAAGCUUCAAAGAAAUCAGACUCCAAAUUUAUCCGGGUGAACCAGGUUCUGCCUGUGUCCACGUUCAAGGUGAGGGACCCCGAGGACCUUGUCCUGACACAGCCCUUCCUUGAGUUUCUUAAUGCUCUUCCUCUUGAGUACAACUACGCCCUCUACAGGGACAUCUUUCAGCGCUUCGGGACGCACUACUACAGUUCAGGGAAACUGGGAGGCCUCUAUGACCUGUGGUACCAAUACAGCCGAGAGGUGCUCACCAGUUCAGGUCAAACAGAAAACCACAUCAAAGGCUGCCUGGCCCAAGAGACGACCUGGACCGUCAUCCUCUACUCCCAACACAAAAGUACAAUACGAUGCGGCGACAACAGGAUGACUCAGAAAUAUGAAGGCUCAUACAUUAAGGCAGCAGAGAAGUCUUUCUCCAUGGUUAGAGGAGGUCGAACCAGAGAGGCGGCAGCUCUGGCCUGGGAGAGGCAGGGCGCCACUCCGGACAAAACAUCCUUCAAGAACUGGGCCAAGUCUCUUCUAGACAACCCUGUUGUGGUCGAAUGCAAGGUGCUUUCCAUCAUAGAUCUGGUUCGGGGGAUCCCAUGUGCUGUUACAAAGAGGAGACACCUGAGGAAGGCGCUGCUGCAGUACCAGGAGGAGUUCGAUACCUGCAAGUGCUCUCCCUGCCCCAACAACGCCAAGCCCGUUCUCUCCGGCACAGAGUGCAAAUGUAUUUGCCAAACUGGCACAUAUGGCACCAACUGUGAGACACGAGCUCCAGACUACACUUCAGAUGCGGUGGAUGGUUACUGGAGCUGCUGGGGGCCGUGGACUCGCUGUGAUGGCUCGAUGAAGAGACAUCGGACGAGGCGAUGUGAUAACCCCGCCCCCCUCAGAGGAGGCCGACCCUGCAGUGGUCCUGGGAGACACGAGGAGCCAUGUCACAUCUCCAUGUUUAAAAAACAGGAGACCUGUGAUAAUGACGAUGACUUCACUGUCGGCUGGAAGGAUGAGCUGCCUCCUGGUGUGCAGGGCUGUCUGAGGCCACAGAUUCCCGCCAACAGCUUCCUCAGGAAAGCAAAGCAGUACUAUGAAUUUGGCGAGGAUGAGGAGUUCCAGUGCUAUACUGGAUUUGACCUGGAGGGUUUUCAAUACAUCAACUGUCUUCCUGAUGGGACGUGGAGUCAACCAAGCGGAAAAUGCAUCAGGAAAGUGUGCCUUCCUCCUGAGAUCCCUGAUGGCAUGACGCUGACGCCCAACAAAGACGAGUACAAAGUUGGGGAGUCAGUGGGUUUUAACUGUGACGAGGCAGGACUGUUGCCGCAGCCACCAGGUUUAUACAAAUGUGGCAACAGUCUCACCUGGGAGCCCGCGUUACCUGCCGACCUCCGCUGCACUGAUGAGGAACCGUUUGUUCCCGACGGUCAGUGCGGUCCAGGAGAGAAAAUGCAGGGCUCUAAAUGUGUCUGUAUACAACGGGAGAGCUGCCUUUCUCAACCAGAGAGUCUCUGCAUCCUGAACUUAGAUGUCGGUGUCACCGUGCCAAUGUCCCUGUGCUCCUUCCAUGCUGGUCAUUGCCACGGUGAUCCGAUCUUCUUUGUCAACGAUGGCGCAUGUGACGCGGCUGAUUUGGCCAAACUGGAGUGGGCCAUGUUCAGAGCCAACAUGUCCUCCAAGAGCUCUGUUCAGGAGUCCUGUGAUCUCGACACGUGUUAUGAAUGGGAGACCUGCUCUGCAUCUAAGAAGUGCGAGUGCAGAGCGGCUCGAAACUGCCCCAAAGUUGACACGCACAUGUUCUGUGUGAAGCUGACAAGGACCCAGAGGACUCGCAGCAUGGACCUGUGCUCUAUGGCCGCCCUCAAAUGUGCCAGUUAUCAGUUUGAGAUUGUCAAUGAAGGCGUCUGUGCAUCCAGAUGAUCCUCAAUCAGUGGUAAUAUACUGCAUUGGUUAUUUGCUCCUGCUGUGUUUCAUUAGCAGCAGUCAGUCAUUUGAGUCUAAAUAUUGUCACAAAGCCCAUCAUUGAUGCCUGAAUGUAGCACAAAAAAACUGAUGUCAAAGGGUUAAAAGGAAAGGUACAGAGAUAAACAUUCCCCUGUCCCAACCUUUUUUUGGAAAUAUUAUGCAGGCAUCAAGUGUGUAUUUACGAUCACGCUUCAGUUAUAACAUUUAAUAUUGUUUUGGACUGUAUUGAUCCACAUCCUGUAUUCAUAAAUCCUUUGUAUGUCAAAAAUGAUUUAUAAAUCAUUGCAUUUUAGUUUGGUUUUUUUUUAGGUUUUACAGUGUCCCAACUGUCUUGGAAUUGGCAUUGUAAACAAAUGCUUCUUUAGUGGUAAACAAAUGUGUUUUAUAACAUACAGUAUAUUUUAUAACUGAGAAAAUUACAAUAUUACAGCCAAUACUGGGUGAUGUAUGCUCAAAUGAACAUUUUCUUAUGUAAAUCUAGUUAAGAUGUCUCUUUUCAGAGCAUAUUGUGCAUCACUUUAUACUGCUCACUAAUGGUCAAAGCACAAAAAAGCAAGUUUACACAUGUUGCAGGUGGCAUAUAAUAACACCAUGAGAAAAGUGAUUGUAGCUGCAGGGGUUAAUACAAGCUGUUUAAGGAAUCUCAUGUAUAAAUUUACCUGCCUUCUUUAUGACUGAGAAUGAAAUAAUACUAUAAGGAGUAGCACUACACGUUACCAAUCUCAGCUGUGGAGACACUGGUAUAGUUGUCUCUUUGUAGGACAUUUAUAUAUUGAUUUGUCUUUAUACUAUGAUUUUAUACCAUGUUUGUCUCUAGUUUACUUGAUGUUUUGUCUCUUUUAUAUGGACCCUGAGUCUGAAAUAAAGGAUUGAUGUAUUGUUUAUA
Plectropomus leopardus (leopard coralgrouper) is the source of this 4339-nucleotide messenger RNA. The record is from RefSeq and is a predicted model, not a curated record. NCBI's taxonomy places the organism in Eukaryota, Metazoa, Chordata, Actinopteri, Perciformes, Serranidae.